UCGAAGAUGAAUAUUGGAUCAAUGCACUCAGAUGAGGAUGAUUUCUACCUUCCCCUCUGGCCAACUUCCUCUACUACUUUAUCAGCUCCUUCGUUUACUUCUCAUGAUCAGUCUGGCAACUCUGGUACCAUAGGGCUCUUUAAUGAAUUGAUUACAGCUGACUCAAGCUUCCAAACCCUAGACGUUCCAUCUCUACCAAUGCAUUCGCAAUAUUAUAGUACUACUGCCGAGGUUCAUGCAGAGGAUUUUAAUUUUCUCAAAAACGUUAAUUCUGAAUUAGAUCCUCAACUUCCGAUGCCUGAAUUAUCCGACGAGUACCCAUCUUUAUGGCCUGAAGUUCCACCGACACUUCGCCAAUAUUACAUACAGGAAAUGCCUAACGAAAAUCCCCAAGAAAUCCGGCCUGACUUUUCAUUGUCAAGUUAUACAUUUCCGGAGGGAAAUGUACUUGAGGGUUGGAUGGGUACUGAUCAAGAAACUAUUAUUAAUGGAGCUACAAAUAGUCUCAGCAAUAUUGUUGAAGGGAACCCGGCAAGUUCCCAUAAUGGUAUUGGUGGAUCAGAGAAUCAUGCAGGCAGUAAUCAAACUGGCAAAACAUCAGUACAGCUUCCUGAUAAUCGUGUCAAUCGUCGUAGGGGAUUCCGUAAAAAGCCCAAGCGCUCACUUGGUGAGAGAGGCUCAAUCUACAGAGGAGUUAGUAGAUACACUGGACGUUUUGAAGCAUUUCUGUGGGAUAACACUAACCCAGGAGAGAAACCAAAGACAGUUUAUGUUGGUGGUUUUGAUAACGAAAAGGAAGCGGCUAGGGCUUAUGAUUUGGCUGCUCUCAAGUUAUGGGGCGAGGCUGCACCAAUAAAUUUUUCUCUGCGUGACUACAAGAAGGAAAUGGAGGAGAUGCAGUACAUGACAAAGAAAGAAUAUUUGCUCAGCAUUAGAAGAAAGAGUAGAGGCUUCUCCAAGGGAAUCUCAAGUUACCGUGGAGUUUCAAGGAACUCCGACUAUAAGAAAUGGCAAGCCAGGCUAGGGAAAGGUAGAGGAAUGAGAAGCAUUUAUAUUGGAACAUUUGGUACUGAAGAGGAAGCUGCCAGAGCUUAUGAUGUUGCAGCCAUAAGAAUGAAAGGAUUGAAAGCUAUCACCAAUUUUGAACUGAGCAACUACGAUGUCAAUGGCAUACUUGCAUGCGAAAAGCUUCCGAUCGGCAAGGGCGCUUCGAAGGUGUUAAAGAAGACUUCAGUGGAUGAUUUUCUUCUUACGAAAAGAAACACCGGAAAGACCCCCACAUUAUGCUUGCCGUUAGAAAACCCAAGCAGCUCUCAGCCCAACUCACAACAUGAGCAAUCAUUUGAACAGUUUAAUACGUUGGCAACAGCCCCAAACAACCAGAUCAUUUCUCCGUACUUUCAGCAGAACUGCAAUAAUGCCAACCAAGUUUUUCAUCAGAACCUUAGCUCCUCCUUUCCGCUUUUUGCCACUCAGGAAUUGACUCAAAUUGGUGGAGGGGAGACAUCUGGUGGAAAUCUGAGUGAGAGCUCGAAUUUGGUGUUUCCCUGUAAUGGUGUUUGGGGGGAGCACAUGAGCUUGACAAUGAUGGAGACUAAUGAGCUGAUGGCCAACAGUGGAAUAUUGCCGAGCUGGAAUCAGCCAAUUCAGCCAUCUGAUCACUCUCAGUUCCAUCAAAGUUAUGAACAUACCAGCCAACUCCUACAGCCCCAAAUCCUCAGCUUAGCAUUUCUUGGCCACAAAAACCCUAACUUUCUGACAAAUCCUGAUUUCCUUCACGGGUCAAUCAGUGCUGCAAGUGGCUUGGAGAGGAAUGGGACUUAUAUGGGUGGCAACCUUAAUGGAGGGUUUCCGGGAGAGAAUCAUGUGGUGCUGGAUGGAAAUUCAACGGUGACAAACACUGGUAAUUACUCUGAUCUUGGGAUAUCUUGGGGGGGAAUUCAACAAGUGGAGGAAUUAGAUCAGACGUUUCAGACACUACAACAGAACGAAAUGUUUCAGUUUCAUCAGGAUGCAGGAAAUGGUAUUAACGGCCUACUCCAGGAUCAGAAUCCUGAACCUUCCCAUUCUCGUGAAAUCCAAAACCUUGAGUCUCAAACAAACCCUAAUAACUUCCUGUAUGGGUGCUUGACUGGUGUUGAUCAAAUGAAUGUGGGAACAAAUAAUGUAAACUUCAGUAGCUGUGUAGGAGGACUUGCAGGUAGUAGCUGGUUUCCAGAGGAAAGUUUGAUGGUGAUGGAGACCGCGGAGAAGAUGAAUCCCAAUGCUGAUGCCAGUAAUGGUGGAUUUCGUAUUCAUGAAACACCAAUAUUUAUGGAGGGCAACUCUGCACCGCGAAGCUUAGUCGAGAAAGGAGAUCAAUUGAGUGAAGACUUUGGGCUGGACAUGAGAGACUUUGGAAUUGAUUCCUUCGAGCUGGAUGGAAGUACUUUUCUUGACGAGCUGAUCUCCGCUUUCUAACGCAUGAAAGGCUUGACUGCAGGUGCUAGACAAAAUCUAAUAUUAUAACUAAUUGCAAAGUAAAUAGUGUGUGCAAAUCCAGGUAACUUGGAUAUAUUUGGCGUUGUUGGUGUUUAUAUAUAUGGUCGAAGUCAGUGAUGAAGUCAUCAAAUCAAAGGAUUGUAGA
Molecule: messenger RNA, 2626 nt
Organism: Juglans regia (Persian walnut)
Lineage: Eukaryota; Viridiplantae; Streptophyta; Magnoliopsida; Fagales; Juglandaceae
Exons: 9
Coding region: 7-2460 (817 amino acids)
Biological process (GO): regulation of DNA-templated transcription
Molecular function (GO): DNA-binding transcription factor activity; DNA binding
Source: RefSeq, a predicted model, not a curated record